UCGUCUCACAUACAGUGUUCUGGAACAGGUUCCGGAUCCACCACGACCCUAACUAGAAUAAUGGCCGUCUCAUAACGUAUCUUUGUUACAAAGGGAGGAUUUUGCCAAAGUAGUUUUUCUGAAGGCUAUUUGAAUCACAAACCCAAAGUGAUGUGAUAAAGAAGGAGAGAUUUUUUAGUAUUUGGAAGGAAAUUUACAUUUACUUGUGCUAUGUGCUGUGUUCCGUUAAAGUUUAUGCGUAACUUAAUUGCUUAAAUCUUCGCCUAUCCCAUUAUAUGCCACACCAGUGAAAACAGGGCAUGUCACAUCAAUCAUGUCUGAACCAGUUCCAGUGAAACUUAGACAAGCCCACACUCAGCAACCCCACCCAAGUGUUGGUCGAUGGCUGCUUUAUGGAAGUGUAUACACAGAUUUUACAAACUGGAUAAAAUCAUGUCUUUGUUAAUUGCAAGACACCAUGAUAGCAAAUUACUCCUGCAAAUUUUAAGCAAUCUUAUAUCUAGAAUAUAAUUGCAGCAAGACACACGCAAUGUGUGACUUCAGCACUGGGGCAGGCGUCACUGGGGCAGGCGUCUGCAUCCUGUACUUGGUUACACAAGAAAUUCUUAGGAUUGUUUUUGCUUAGAAAGGAGUGGCAUCGUGCUGGUGAUAUAAAGGAAUGAGUUUAUGACAAACAGCGUUAAACAGAAACACAACACUGACUAAUGGAAGGUUUGAAACUUAUGAAUGCUAGCCUGGAGGAAGCUCAGAACCAUGUGUGGCACAAGACAGAAGGGCUAAACUCCACUUCUCUAGUAGUGAGGAGGGGAGAGCCCUUUAAAAUCACACUGAGCUUCAGUGGACCUUAUAUGUUAAGUAAAGAUCACCUUAUGCUCAGAACAGAACUAGAUUGCCUUUAUUGUGACAUUCCCAUCACUUCCUCCAAAGCCACAUCUCAGUCCCAGUGGUCUGCCUACUUUCAGCAGGGCAUGCUGGACCCCAGCGCCCCUCACAAGGCUUCUUUGUAUGUGUACAGUCCGCCCACUGCUAUCGUGGGAGUGUAUCAGCUGCAUCUGUUGUUCAUGUCCCGCAAUGGCUCUCACAGCUGUAGGGUUGGACAGUUCACCCUGCUCUGUAAUCCUUGGUGCACAGAUGAUGCUGUCUACUUACCUAAAGAAAACCAGAGGGAAGAGUAUGUGAGGAAUGACUUUGGCCUGCUGUACCAGGGCACGGCCAAAAACAUCAUCUUUAGGCCAUGGGGCUUUGAUCAGUAUGAGAGUGGUAUCCUGGAGAUCUGUAUGAUGCUGCUACAGGUGAGCAAUGAACACAAGAAAAACCAGAAGAGUGAUUACGCUAAUCGCGCUGACCCUGUUUACAUCAGCAGAGUCAUCUCAGCUAUGAUAAAUAGUAAUGAUGACUGCGGUGUGCUGCAAGGGAACUGGUCGGAGAAUUACAGCAAUGGUGUCAACCCGUCAGAGUGGACAGGCAGUGGAAGCAUUCUGAAACAGUGGGCCAAAUCUGGCUACAGGCCUGUUAAAUAUGGACAGUGCUGGGUUUUUGCUGCUGUCAUGUGCACAGUAAUGAGAGUACUGGGAAUCCCGACUCGUGUGGUCACCAACUAUAACUCAGCUCAUGACACUAAUGGAAACCUGGUGAUCGAGGAGUAUUACACUGAGAAAGGGGAAAAGCUGCCUCGUAAUCGUGAGAGCAUCUGGAACUUUCACGUGUGGGUGGAGUGCUGGAUGAAGAGAAGAGAUCUGAAAGCAGGAUUUGAUGGCUGGCAGGUGGUCGACCCCACUCCACAGGAGAAAAGCGGAGAAGUAUACAGGUGUGGUCCUGCACCAGUAAAAGCCAUUCAGGAGCGUCAGCUCGACAUGGCCUAUGAUGCACCGUUCGUCUACGCUGAAGUUAAUGCUGAUGUGUAUGUGUACAUUGUGCGCCAAACACAAGUACUGGGCUACACCAUUGAGACAGACAGAGUGGGUUCUCUCAUAUGCACCAAGAGUAUGGGAUCCAACCGACCACAGGAUAUUACUUCUAGCUACAAAAACACCAAAGCUCUACAGCCAUCUGUCAGAUCAACAAGUCCAAUGCCAGGACCUACUCUAGCCAACAACCAUGGAUCAGCAGAAGGUCUUUCUGUAGAGCUCAGCCUCAUUCGAGUGCCUGUGGUCGGAGAAAAUAUCUCCUUCUCAGUCACUGUGACUAAUCGUGGCAAUAUUAUGAAGACAGUGAGAGAAUACGUCAAUGCUCAGGCAAAGUGUUAUGACCACAGUCCAUCUGAUACCUUCUGGGAGGCCGAUAGCAUCAUCCAGCUUGCUCCUCAUAGAAGUAAAGUGCUACAGCACCAGAUCUCAUACAGUCAGUAUUCAGCACUGGGGAAUGAGCAGCUAGUUAAUUUGGCAGCGGUCAUAAUGGAUGUGGCCACUCAGGAGAGAGUCCUGGCUUCUGAAGAGUUUAACUUUGCCAGCCCAGUCAUCCACAUACAGGUUGCUGAUGAGGACGCUAUCAUUGCCCGCAGACACCAGGUUGCUAUGGUGACAUUCACCAACCCAUUCUCUGUGGCAGUGAGAGGCAUGUUGACGGUAGCCGGUUCAGGCCUGUUGGAGGACAAAGUGCUCAUCAAUGUUGCACUUCUGCAGCCCAGAGAGACCAUGAACAACGUAGUACGUUUUACACCAAAGAUGGUAGGUGUGAAGAUGCUGCACGCAAGUCUGAGACUGGAUAUCAGCCACACAGUUAUCCGUGGCUUCAGAACCAUUACGGUCCAACCAGCAUGAAAAGGGAGAACCAAGUACCUGAACCACUGACCUGUUUCACAUUCACGCCACACUUCCCGUAUCCAGCGGUCAUGUGGACAGAUGUCUUGGAAGAAUUAAGAACAAACUGCAGAGCACCAUGACUAUGUUGUGCCAAAUGUAAAAAGUUGAAAAUUAUUUUCUGUCCGACAUUUUUGGAACAUUUAGGGAAAUUCUGAAAUAUUUACACAGUGAUGUCAAAUAACAGUUUAAAGUUGCAGUGUACAUUUUUAAAUCUAAAUCUAAAUGUUAAAUGCAGCAGACAGUAAGCACACCACCAAGCAGCUCCACAAUACUGUAUGAUCAUAGGCAAGGUCUAUGAACAGCUGCUCUGAAAAACAGGAACACCAAUGGCAUCAUCAAGGCCUUUAAUGCUGCAGGUCAGUGGCUAAAAGCUGCCUCUAUGCUCUCCUUUCUGAAGGCAAUCAGAGAUGAAGAUUUAGCAUCAUGUCUGUAUUAUCCAUCAGACUCUGGUGUAGAGCUCAACUUUAGAGUGUGCACUGAGGCGCCAAGUAGAUCCAGGUAGAACCAUCAGAGGAAGAUAGAGGAGUGUUUUCAGAAAGUCUAAUGGACUCUGGCCUGCUUUACCAUUUCUAAUCAUUUGUUCUAUACAAACAAAAAUCAAACAGAGGAUGGUCAAAGAAACAGUGAGUAACAUAAUGGAUAAGGAUUCUGUAACGCCUAAUGCAAUUGAAAGUAAGCUCUCACAUUUUAUUUGAAAAAUAUUUCUCUGCUUUUAGGUCCACUCAGGAAAUUGGAAAUUCCACAGAAGAAAAGUGGAAUGCAUGUUAUUAGGAAGUUCAUCUCCUUGUUGAAAUAUUUACUGGGGAUUAAAUAAAUUAAAAUAUGCUUCCCAGACAAAA
Molecule: messenger RNA, 3640 nt
Organism: Ictalurus punctatus (channel catfish)
Lineage: Eukaryota; Metazoa; Chordata; Actinopteri; Siluriformes; Ictaluridae
Gene: tgm5l
Product: transglutaminase 5, like
Exons: 16
Coding region: 705-2759 (684 amino acids)
Biological process (GO): peptide cross-linking
Molecular function (GO): protein-glutamine gamma-glutamyltransferase activity
Source: RefSeq, a predicted model, not a curated record